AGUUUCAAAAUGGCUGCCAUGAGAAUAAAAUUUUCUUGUGCAAACUAUUUUAGCAAAUCUUUGCUAAAUUUCAACUGCCGUCUUGUAGAAAAUUUUGUCCAUAGAAGUGCUUUUUCAACCAGCAGAAUUAUCAGUGCUGAUGCCGGUAAUGAGGAGAUGUACAACAAGUUGUUCCCAGUCGUGAAGACACCAAUGCUACCUCCAGACACAUUCAAAAACAAAGUUGCAUUCAUCACCGGUGGCGGGACCGGACUUGGCAAAAGCAUGACAAAAAUGUUUUCCAAGCUAGGUGCCCAGGUUGUGAUCUCUAGCAGAAAAUCUGAUGUUAUACAAGCAACAGCAGAUGAGAUAUCUGGUGAGACUGGGAACAAGGUAUUGGCAUUUGCGUGUGAUGUUCGGGACCCGAAACUAGUCAAAAGUACGGUGGACAGCAUGGUUGAGACUGUUGGUCUACCAGACAUUGUAAUAAAUAAUGCUGCAGGAAACUUCAUAUCGCCAACUGAACGGCUUUCAAGUAACGCAUUCAAAACAAUCCUAGAUAUAGUCUUAUAUGGAACUGUCAAUGUCACUAUGGAGGUAGGAAAAAGACUCAUCAAGGCAAAGAAAGGUGCCUCCUUCCUCUCCAUCACUGCCAUGUACACGCAGAAUGGCUCAAGUUUCGUUGUCCCAAGUGCUACAGCCAAGUCUGCAGUUGAGAUGCUGCACAAAUCUCUGGCUCUAGAGUGGGGUCGACAUGGUAUGAGAUUCAACUGUAUUGCCCCUGGAGCUUUUUACACUAAGGGUGCAUUUAGUCGCCUGGAUCCCACCGGGCAGUUUAUGGAUUCUGAAGCCAGGAAGCAGAUGUCGAUCCAGCGACUUGGAGAAACUGAGGAAGUCUGUAAUCUUGCCACGUAUCUCUGCAGUGACUAUGCAAGCUGGAUGACUGGGGCAGUUGUGAAAUUUGAUGGUGGUAACCUUGGCGACAUGGGUGCAGAGCUGAGGGAAGUCUCGGAGGCGCAUUGGGACAAACUAGAAGCCAUGAUCAGAUCAGUCAAGGGAUCCUAGCUCUGAAUUGUGAUUUAUGUAAUACAAGCACAUGUUUGAUAUCUUCUCUACUGUAUGCCUUUUGCAUAGAAGUAAAUAAUAAA
Molecule: messenger RNA, 1127 nt
Organism: Lineus longissimus
Lineage: Eukaryota; Metazoa; Nemertea; Pilidiophora; Heteronemertea; Lineidae
Product: 2,4-dienoyl-CoA reductase [(3E)-enoyl-CoA-producing], mitochondrial-like
Exons: 8
Coding region: 10-1044 (344 amino acids)
Biological process (GO): fatty acid beta-oxidation
Cellular component (GO): mitochondrion
Molecular function (GO): 2,4-dienoyl-CoA reductase (NADPH) activity
Source: RefSeq, a predicted model, not a curated record